UGUAUUUUAUUACGUGGCUAGAAAAGUAAGCCGGAUAAAAAUGUUUUACAAAUAAAUCUGUGUUAGCCUUAAAAGAAGUGAUUUGGUAUAGUUAUAGCUUGUAAUGAAAAAUCAGCAUAGAGAAAGAAAAUUAAUGAAAAUCGAAUUUUGUAAACUUUUUUAUCCCAUCACAUCCGUCAGAGAUUUUGUUGCCUAUGUACUGUGCAGGAGGUAGAAAAUUGGGUGGCGUUGUAAUGUCAGAAACAGGGCAAAAAAGGUAAAUAGUAUAUGAUGGAUCAACAGUUUUGUCUGAGAUGGAACAACCAUCCCACAAAUCUGACAGACGUACUAAGCAGUCUUUUACGAAGAGAAGCUCUAUGUGAUGUAACUUUAGCCUGUGACGGUGAAACGUUCAAAGCCCACCAAACAAUCCUCUCAGCAUGUAGUCCAUAUUUUGAAACAAUUUUUAUACAAAAUGCUCAUCCGCACCCUAUAGUUUUCCUCAAAGAUGUCAAUUACAACGAAAUGAAAGCACUGUUAGAUUUUAUGUAUAAAGGAGAAGUGAAUGUGUCCCAAAAUUUACUACCGAUGUUCCUAAAAACUGCAGAAGCCUUGCAAAUUAGGGGCCUCACAGAUAAGAAUUCUUUUAGUAAAAACGACGAAUUAACAGAAGUGCCAAGAAGAGACAGAGAUAGGAUAGUAGAACGAGACAGCCCUCCGAGUGAAAAAAGGAAAAGGAAAUCGUCUUCAAACUGUGAUAUGACAUCAAACUCAAACUUUGAAAGGUUUAAUGAUUCUCAGGCAUCUCAAAGGUUAAACACAAAUGUACCAAAGUUAAAUCCCAUAUCGCCUGUCGAUAGGGAUACAAAUUCAGGCCCGGAGGAUAUGAGAAUAUCCUCACCUUUAAUAAAACAAGAACCUCCGCCUCAUGAGUCCAGUCCACUUAUCGAUUCGUUUCAUUCAAUGUCAGAAGCACUGCAGACGGGUGGAAGUGUGAGCGUUCACCCGGACGACGUGAAGUUGAUGGGGCAGCAGCUUUCUGAGCUACCUGACAGCGAAACACCUCCCAUACCUCCUCCGGAAAUAACGGAUACGAUAGACGAAUCCAAUGGCGGAUCAGCUCUAUCAUAUGUAGAAAUGUUUGAAUCGUCCACGACCAAUGCCCUUUUGUGGAGGUGCAAAGCUUGUAGCAAAGAAGUUACAAACAGGUGGCAUCAUUUUCACUCCCAUACGACGCAGAGAUCAUUUUGUCCAUACUGCCCAGCUACAUACAGCCGCAUAGAUACUUUAAGAAGUCACGUCAGGUCAAAGCAUACUAUGUAUUUACUUAAUUCUGUUAAACCUGUUGUAUAAGUUAAUAAUGGCUGUUUUCUAUACUUUAGUUCAGCAAGCGGUGCACCAGAUGUAAACAGUUAUAAAAAUAAUUCGAUACCUAAUCAACUCGUUUUUUUUUUUCUAAUUAUAAAUCUCUAUUAACCGAAACAGUACCUACUUAUUAAAGAAUAGGGAACUUGUACAUUUUUGUUGUAUUACAUAAUAAUGUUCAGUUUUGUUAAAAAAUAAGAUUUAUAAAAUUUUACGCCUCAAAAACUGAUAAUAAGUUAGAAAGUACAAAUUUAAAAUCUUCUGUGUAUUUAAAUCAUUUUAAACGAUCGAAGAAGCGCGCGAACACUUGUGGCGUCAUAUGGUCACAUAAAAGUAUAUGCCUACCAUUUUGUUUAUCUUGGAGUUUGAUACAGUUUUUAAAGAGAUAGUAUUGAAUUGUGUGUGUGGUUAGUAUGGAAAAUAAAAGUAAAAAGUGUUGUUCAGCACCAUUGUUUAAAAGUAUAACCAUAAAAACCCCCAAUAAAAUAUUUAUUAGAUUACCAAUGGAUAAAAAACACCGCUUAAGAAAGUAGUUACAUGCAUCCUGAAAUGACAUUAAAGACAUUUUAGUUCAUUCUCAAGGUCUUCAUGUAUUUGAAAAUAAUUUUAAUGUAAGUAUUUAAUAUCUGCUUUCUACUUAACAGCGUUUAAUAAAUCAAGUGUAUUUUGAACAAAAAGAAAAUAAAACUUUUGGUAUAUUUUGGUAGAUGUUCAUUACAGAUUGAAUGAUAUUUGCCUAUAGAAUAUUUUUCUUGAACAGUUUUUACUAUAAAAUUAAAAUAAACUAGUCAUAUGUUUCAUCAAAUUCAGGCACAAAGGCAGAUUCUAGAAAAGUCACUAGAAUAUAACAUUCAUACCCACCAUCUCUUCGUCGACUUCAAAGCAGCCUAUGGCAGAAUUAAAAGAACUGCAUUAUAGUAGGAAAAAUGAAAGAUUACCCAUGAACGAACACAUAAUAGUAUAUUAUGCAACGAGCCUUUAAUGAUGGUCAUUAUGAAGUGAGUAUGAGGAAUUAUGAAACGAGCCGCUUAGCGGCGAGUUUCGUAUAGAGUACGAGCUUCAUAAUGAUAAUUAAAUGCAAGUUGUAUAGGUACACGAUUUAAAAUAUAUUCAAAUUUAUUAAUUUUGUAACGCAAACAAAUUAAGUAGUUUGUCAGUUUAACAGUUUGUUUACUAUUGAGAACUGUCAAAGCGUAUGUAUUUGACUCGCCAUUGGUCACUGCG
Messenger RNA from Diabrotica virgifera virgifera (western corn rootworm), 2568 nucleotides. RefSeq names its product sex determination protein fruitless (gene fru). The record is from RefSeq and is a predicted model, not a curated record. Gene Ontology annotation, biological process: regulation of transcription by RNA polymerase II. The transcript is spliced from 5 exons. Gene Ontology annotation, molecular function: protein binding. The coding region runs from base 268 to 1332 and encodes 354 amino acids. NCBI's taxonomy places the organism in Eukaryota, Metazoa, Arthropoda, Insecta, Coleoptera, Chrysomelidae. Gene Ontology annotation, cellular component: nucleus.